Danaus plexippus (monarch butterfly) is the source of this 688-nucleotide messenger RNA. RefSeq lists its product as uncharacterized. The transcript has 2 exons. Bases 158 to 652 code for a protein of 164 amino acids. NCBI's taxonomy places the organism in Eukaryota, Metazoa, Arthropoda, Insecta, Lepidoptera, Nymphalidae. The record is from RefSeq and is a predicted model, not a curated record.
UCUAUUAGACUGAUUACUGAACUUGUCAAACAUAUUUCUUGAAAUGAAAUUGUAAUGACAGACAACUCUUUCAAAAUGACAAUCGGUUAGUUGCAAAGAAUCCAAUGGAAAGCUCUGUUUUAAAUUAAUUAUUACAUAAUAAUAUUAAAUUGUCUGUAUGUGCUUUGGUUUUAAAAUGAGCGGAAAAGCGUUAACGCUAUUUAAAAGUCAUAUUGACGAUCAGGAGAAAAGUCGUACGCCGUUGUUGACACUACGGCUAGUGACGCUGAUAAUUGUGGUGGCAAUGCUGACAUCUCAUUUACGGUCAAUGAGAGUAUUCCGCUGGGAACACUCGGUAACAGGCGGUAUUCUAGUCACUUAUACCAUCGGGAUACUGGGACUGGCCUUAUGUGCCGCCGUCCACACUUGCAAGAGUUUGGCCUUUCAGGCUUAUUUAAGUGGAACGGGUUCGGUCCUGAUGGCUGUAAACGCUGUCGUAAUAUACCGUCGUUGGCGACACUCGGGUGACCUGACACGCGUGGUCGCUGAGCUACUCCAGGCUUUGGGUGUCCAGCUCAAACGACAGGUCAUCAUUAAAAUUUCCCUCAGCACCGCUGCCGCUGUACUUUUAUUAAUAGAUCUGUUUGUAGCUCCGUUUGUUAUGAAUAAAUGAUUAAAGUUUGCCAUAUUAUUGUGAAUCAUUAAAUUA